AAUAUGCGACGGCGAGUUGAAACUCUCUCACUCUUACCCACGUGUGUGAGUGUGAGAGUGUAUUUCCGCUCAGGUUGCAGUUUUAUUCAUUUUUUAUUUAAAAUGCGGCCUUUAACAGAUGAAGAGACGAAAACAAUGUUCGAAAAGCUCUCCAAGUACAUCGGAGAGAACAUCAAGCUCCUCGUGGAUCGACCUGAUGGGACUUACUGCUUCAGGUUGCAACACGAUCGUGUGUACUACAUCAGCGAGAAGAUGCUGAAGCUGGCCACGAAUAUCUCUCGCGACAAGCUGGUGUCGGUCGGCACGUGUUUCGGGAAGUUCACCAAAACACACAAGUUUCGGCUGCACAUCACGGCUCUGGAUUUUCUCGCUCCUUACGCAAAGUAUAAAGUGUGGGUGAAGCCCGGAGCCGAGCAGUCUUUCCUAUACGGCAACCACGUCAUGAAGUCUGGUCUGGGCAGGAUCACGGAAAACACGGCUCAGUACCAAGGAGUGGUGGUUUACUCGAUGGCAGACGUCCCACUGGGUUUUGGAGUCGCAGCGAAGACCACACAGGAAUGCCGCAGAGUGGAUCCCAUGGCCAUCGUGGUGUUUCAUCAGGCCGAUGUGGGAGAGUACAUCAGGAACGAGGACACACUCACUUAACGCGCUCGGACCGGACUGUGUUUUUUUUUUUGUUUUUGUAAUAGACUGUUUCUUUUCAUUUAACUCAGUGAUCAUCUUCUCUCACUGCUGGAAAAAGUGUCACCUGACCGACUGCAACAUCAUCAACAUUCUCUCAAAUGGAGCUUUUCUGUUUCUAAAUAUAUGGUGUGUUUUGUUUUCUCCAAAAUGGUCACGUUUGCUAUUUUAAUACGACUUUAUAAUAAUGUG
This is a messenger RNA of Silurus meridionalis, 873 nucleotides long. It is a transcript of the gene nip7, whose product is annotated as NIP7 nucleolar pre-rRNA processing protein. The coding region runs from base 4 to 645 and encodes 213 amino acids. The transcript has 5 exons. Gene Ontology annotation, biological process: ribosomal large subunit biogenesis; ribosome assembly. Gene Ontology annotation, molecular function: RNA binding. Gene Ontology annotation, cellular component: nucleolus; nucleus; preribosome, large subunit precursor. The record is from RefSeq and is a predicted model, not a curated record. Lineage: Eukaryota; Metazoa; Chordata; Actinopteri; Siluriformes; Siluridae.